Molecule: messenger RNA, 1095 nt
Organism: Penaeus monodon (black tiger shrimp)
Lineage: Eukaryota; Metazoa; Arthropoda; Malacostraca; Decapoda; Penaeidae
Exons: 8
Coding region: 1-1005 (334 amino acids)
Source: RefSeq, a predicted model, not a curated record
AUGCAGGCUUUGGCUGGAAAACGUGGGCAUUCGAAUGGCUCGGAACUGCAGAAGUACAUGGAGGACAGCCUCGACCAAAAGGCGCAGCAGGCGAGGACCAAAGCACAGAUUCCCAACGUCGAUUACGUGCACUUCGUCCACUACGAUAUCAAGAUGGGCUUUCGCGCCUGCGUCCUUGGCGUGUUUGGACUUCCUGUGUACAUGGACAACCGAUACUGCCACGUCUACUGCCAAGUCCUACCCGGAGACGAGGCGAAGGACCUCCCGUCGACUCCUGAGGGCCAUGGCCAUGACGACAGGUUUAUCACCAAGAGAGUCGACUUCCUUUCAGCCCAGCGGUCUCCUCAGUGGCUGGAUGAACCCGUGACAUUACACCCACACUUCGACGAGCGUUCUGUCCUCUUGGUUCAGCUGUUUGGGUUCUCGCCUCAUUACCGUCCUGGCGAUGGGAGAAAACCGGGCAAGUUGACUGACUCGAAGGGCGAAGCUCCUCACUUGAAUUAUGAUCACCCGAUGGCCUGGGGUGUCACGCAGCUCUUUGAGAAGAAUUCCGUGAUUAGUGGUGUUCAUUGGCUGGCCAUGUUUAAGGGUGCUCCAAAUCCUGACGUGCUGGCAAGGCUGUCAAAGGACGCUCCUGCCCAUGAGGUGCUGCUCCAAGCCCUGAAGGAGGAAUAUCUCAAACUUCAUGAUGGUAUGUCGUUGGAAGUCAAGAUCUGGGAUGGGCGUCUGGGUGCCACUGACCUGAGAGACGGACGCAACGAGAUUCAGGUCAGCACACUCGGUAACAAGGAGAAAUAUGUCAAGGUUCACCAGCAAGUACACCAAAGAAGCAUUGACGAAUUUGUACUCAAGAACAUGGAUCAGGUACAUAAACGAAAUGGGCCCAUUGGUGACAGGUUUGAGAAAGAGAGGACCCUUUUCGAGCAGGCGGCUAACGGGGCUUUCUUCAAGGCCAUGGACGAAGCAUUGGAGAAGGCUGGCCAGGAGCGCUUGCCAUCAACAUAAUUGCUGUGCGGCAGAGCUCAUUGAACAAUCAAAACACUUGAAAUUAUACAUUUCUUUGUAUCAAGGAAAUCCACAGCACUUCAGAUAUUC